AUGACGGAAGAUAGACGAACGGUUGCCGUAAAAAGCCACGGCCACGUCGUUGUUGCAACAUUCUACAAGAUAAGCGACGAGCUGAAACAGGCUAAGAUCGAGACCAAGGUGCGAUGGAGCGAACACGAGUUCGAGAAUGAUCUCACGGGGUCUGCGGAAAGGUUCGAGUCCGAGCAACCGGGCGCCACCAAGGGAGCGGCAGCGGCCGUCUGGGCUGCAGCACUUCACCGAAUCCUCGGCUCGGAUUUUCUCCAAGUUUCUACCAAUGGAUUACGAAUCCCUAUAUGA
Molecule: messenger RNA, 288 nt
Organism: Letharia lupina
Lineage: Eukaryota; Fungi; Ascomycota; Lecanoromycetes; Lecanorales; Parmeliaceae
Exons: 2
Coding region: 1-288 (95 amino acids)
Source: RefSeq, a predicted model, not a curated record